AUGGCAGCUUCCCUACGAGACGAUGAGCUGCGGAGGGAACUUAAGGCUUUGGGCUUUGAUCCAGGUCCAAUAACAGCAACUACGAGAUCUGUUUAUGUAAAAAAACUUGAAAAGCUCCAAAAGGAGAAAAAGUCAUUCAAUGUGGGCAUUUCAACAAAAGAGGCGUCAGAAACACCUAAACAAAUAUCUUCAAAGUCACGCAAAUCAACUGGAGCAAUAAAUUCAAGCUCUUCAGGAACGGAGGGCUCCAGUGUAAUCAGUCGUAAGCAUACAAGUAUCGAAUCAAGUCACGAAACAGGAAUAGAGAAUAAACACUUUUCCAGUAAACAAUAUUUAAAAUCCAAACCACCUCUUACCGGACAUAAUGUGGAUUUAUCUGAACCCUACACUGACAUACUUCCGAGCUUAAUCCCAAUUGGAACAUCUCAAGCUGAACCUGUGAAUAAGUUUCGUAAUGAUUCCGAUAUGAUCACUUCAGUUUCUUCACAUACGCAGUAUCCUGCACAAAGAUCUUCACGUGGCCUAAACCAGAGCUCGGUUGAUUAUACACCCACCAGGAAAACGUAUAUUUAUAUUAAGGAUGAUUCUGUAGACGAUGAUACAGAUGAGGAAUUAUCAAAACCAAUUUCGAUGUCAUCCACCUUGUCCAGAGUUACUGGUUGGCUCAAUCGGAGUGCCCAUGAAUUUACGAAACCCAGGUCUCCAAGGGAUGAAUCUGUUUAUGAAAAAUCCAAAUUUCGUGUUCGUCAUUCCUCACACAGCAAUGAUCGUUUGCAAAUAUCAGAUACAGAUAGUUCUGAUAUAGAAAAUUCCACUCGAAGCCCUUUUUUCAAGAGACUAUAUUCUUCUCCAUUCAGGAACAUGAAGUCGCGAGAUACUGGAAUCACAACGUCUCCUGGUCUCCUCUUCACUCCACCACCUAGGAAUCUUGAUAAACCGACAUGUCACGGUGUUUCUAUUUUAUCUGAAGAUACUGAUUUCAAUGAUCUUGUUCGUAACCGAAAGCAGCGUGAUCAAAAGAAAAGCUUUUCGAAUUAUUUCUUAUUUGUGAAGCAUUUUCCUUUCAGUGUCUCAAAUAUCCCUAAUUUGAUUCUUAUUUCAAGCAUAAUCGUGUGUUUUAUGUUAGUUGCUAGUUAUUUAUUCUUGAAGGAUCACCAUGGGGAAGUUGGUAAAAUGGCAGAUGUACAGAAAUUACUUUGUCGAUCUUCAGGCGACUACAAUAAUAGUCUUACAAAAGGCUUACAUCGCUGCCUACAUGAAGAUGAUCUAACUGCUUCCCUAUGGGUUCUUGGGAUUUUAUAUGAUAUUCUCAGUCGUUACGCUGGAGAGUUUUACUGUAAAGUUGGAGUUUUAACUAGUCCUCGUCUAGAUGUAUCUUCUGCUGAACGUUUAGUUGAGCACAGUUUACAAAUGAAAGGCUGGCCAACAUUUUCGAAAACUGAUUUUCGUCGGGUGUGGGAUAAUACACUUUAUGUGCUACUUCAUGUUGGGAAGACACAUUUUAGUCUUGUUGCUGUUGAUGCUAGCAAAUCUGAACUAGGACCACUCAAUCGAGUAAUCCAAAUCGCUGAACUUGAAAGUCUUAAACCAUAUUUCCCUGGUGUUUGUCGACUCCAACGAUGUUUUCAAUGGUUUGCUGGUGUAUGCGUAACUUUUUUCUGGGUCGUAUUAAUUUGUUUGGUUAUUUCGGGGGUUUGUUAUGGAGUUUAUCUACUUCGCUCCAAAAAAUUACGUGCAUUAGAACGUCAAAACUGUCGAGUGAGAGAACUGGUGGCAGAAGUUGUAUACUUGCUACAAGACCAGUUACGAGAAAAUGAAGCCAGUGCUAAUCAGCCUCCUUAUGUUCCUGUCUAUAUGAUACGUGAACGCUUGCGUCAAAAACAUCACGACUUAGAUCGGUUGUGGCCUGAAGUUACGCGUUAUGUUUAUGAAGUAGAAACUUGUAUCGGUGUACAAGAAUGGAGAGGUGUAGGUGAAACAUGGCAAUGGCAAAGCGGCACAGGUUGGCAAGGUUCUGCACUUAUAGACACGUCACAGAGGCCAAGUUUUAUUGUUCCCCCGACGGAGUGUUUGAAAAUAAGGAAUAUGUUUUCUACUGAAAGUAUCGAUGAACGUGGACGUAAAAGAAUCAAACGCGAACUCUUAAAAAAAUUAAUGCCUUGUGGGUCCAUUUUACACAUAGGCUUAGAUAGUGUUGGAACAAAUGGAUUGGUGUAUAUAAAGUGUGGAGAUCCCGAAACUGCAGGUCGCGUUUUCCAUUCGAUACAUGCUAAUUAUUUUGAUGGUCGGUUGUUGACUGUAAAGUUCUUACGCGAUAAUAAAUAUUGUUUACGCUUCCCUGAGGCUCACAGUAUAAAACAGCCACUUCAGAUAGAAGAUUUCGAAUAA
Schistosoma spindalis is the source of this 2388-nucleotide messenger RNA. The record is from the annotation of a GenBank genome assembly. NCBI's taxonomy places the organism in Eukaryota, Metazoa, Platyhelminthes, Trematoda, Strigeidida, Schistosomatidae.